AUGGGAGCGCGGCGGGAGCCUUCAAAUGGCGGCGGCCGGAAACGCCCAGCCUGCGAGGCCAGUGGAGGAGGUGGCGGCGGUGCUGGUCCGGUACGAAGUGAGACCGGGCAGAGGUCCAGUACCAUGGCUCAGUUUGUGUUUGAGAAUGACCUGCACUCCCUGCUCCAGCUGGACACAUCUAUUGUCAACGCGCCUCCUGCCCGAUGGCAACGCAAAGCCAAGGAGACCCCCGGGCCCCCCCCUUCCCCAAUGCGCACAGCCAACCGGUCACACAGUUCUGGGAGAACGCCAGGCCGGACUCCUGGCAAAUCGGGUUCUAAGACACAAAGCACCCCCAGUAAGGCAGGUGGGGAUCGCUACAUCCCCCAUCGAAGCACAUCCCAGAUGGAGGUGGCGAGUUUCCUGCUGAGCAAAGAGAAUCAGCCAAGCAACCACACACCCACCAGGAAGGAGCAGCAGAAAGCCUGGUCCUUGAAUCUGAAUGGUUUUGAUGUGGAGGAAGCCAAGAUCCUCCGGCUCAGCGGAAAGCCCCAGAAUGCCCCUGAGGGCUAUCAGAACAGCCUCCGGGUGCUAUACAGUCAGAAGGCCACCCCGGGGUCCAGCAGGAAGAAGACCUGCCGCUAUAUCCCCUCCCUUCCUGACCGCAUCCUAGACGCCCCUGAGAUUCGCAAUGACUAUUACCUGAACCUCAUGGACUGGAGCUGCGGCAAUGUCCUGGCUGUGGCUCUGGACACCUCUGUGUACCUGUGGAGCGCGGGCUCUGGGGAGAUCCUGCAGCUGCUGCAGACAGAGCGGCCAGGGGACUACGUGUCCUCUGUGGCCUGGAUUAAGGAGGGAAACUACCUGGCCGUGGGGACCAGCAGUGCAGAGGUUCAGCUGUGGGAUGUGCAGCAGCAGAAACGGCUUCGAAACAUGAGCAGCCAUUCAGCCCGGGUGGGCGCCUUGGCCUGGAACAGCUACAUCCUCUCCAGCGGGUCGCGCUCUGGCCACGUCCACCACCAUGACGUUCGAGUGGCCGAACACCACGUGGCCACGCUGAGCGGACACAGCCAGGAAGUGUGCGGCCUUCGCUGGUCCCCUGAUGGCCGAUAUCUGGCCAGCGGCGGCAACGACAACUUGGUGAAUGUGUGGCCCAGUGCCCCCAGUGACGGAGGCUGGGGUCCCCUGCAGACCUUCACCCAGCAUGUGGGCGCAGUCAAGGCUGUGGCCUGGUGUCCGUGGCAGUCCAACGUGCUGGCCACCGGAGGCGGCACCAGCGACCGGCACAUCCGGAUCUGGAACGUCUGCUCGGGAGCGUGUCUCAGUGCCGUGGAUGCCCAGUCCCAGGUGUGUGCCAUCCUCUGGUCCCCACACUAUAAAGAACUCAUCUCUGGCCACGGCUUUGCCCAGAACCAGCUGGUCAUCUGGAAGUACCCGAGCAUGGCCAAGGUGGCCGAGCUCAAAGGUCACACGGCCCGAGUCCUGAGCCUGACCAUGAGCCCCGAUGGCUGCACCGUGGCCUCGGCUGCUGCGGACGAGACCCUGCGCCUGUGGCGCUGCUUCGAGCUGGACCCUGCGCAGCGGCGGGAGCGGGAGAAGGCAAGUGCAGCCAAGAGCAGCCUCAUCCACCAGGGCAUCCGCUGAGGCUGGCCCCAGCUCCCUCACCCACUGGGUUUUAUUUUUCUAAUAAAGACAUCUGUCCCCCUGC
Antechinus flavipes (yellow-footed antechinus) is the source of this 1687-nucleotide messenger RNA. RefSeq names its product cell division cycle 20 (gene CDC20). Gene Ontology annotation, molecular function: protein binding; anaphase-promoting complex binding; ubiquitin ligase activator activity. Bases 1 to 1623 code for a protein of 540 amino acids. Gene Ontology annotation, cellular component: anaphase-promoting complex. NCBI's taxonomy places the organism in Eukaryota, Metazoa, Chordata, Mammalia, Dasyuromorphia, Dasyuridae. The transcript is spliced from 8 exons. The record is from RefSeq and is a predicted model, not a curated record. Gene Ontology annotation, biological process: anaphase-promoting complex-dependent catabolic process; positive regulation of ubiquitin protein ligase activity; positive regulation of anaphase-promoting complex-dependent catabolic process.